CGGAUCAAGAUCUGAAAAGUAACCGUAGAUUUGGAUUAACGUGGUAUAAUAAAUGUCAAUCGCAUCAAAGCCAUCGAAAGAGGGUCAAGCACGUAUGUCAGUCCACGAUGCCGUGAGAACAAGUGAUGUGAAGGAGCUGGCCGCGUUGGUGAAGAAUGGAGCCGACAUAAAUGAGGUGGACAAGAAGCACAAAUUCACCCCGCUGCACUGGGCUUCGCACGCCGGCAGCCUGGAGUGCUUACACUGGCUACUAUGGCAUGGUGCUGACACCACUUACACAACAGCUCAGGGAUGGACAGCGGCCCAUAUUUCUGCAAUCAGGGGACAGGAUGCAUGUAUGCAGGCCCUGAGCUUGAAUGGGGCCGACCUCAAUGCUAAAGACAACAGAGGCUGCACCCUGACCCACCUAGCUGCUGCUCACGGACACUCCAACACUCUGCAGGCUGUCCUACGCAGUGGAGCGGACUGCAGUGCUGCAGAUAAGAACAACUGGAGGCCAUUGCAUUAUGCUGCAUUCCAUGGGAGGCUGGGCUGUCUGCAAACCCUUGUUAGAUGGGGAGCAAAUCUUGAUGAUGUGGAUAACAAUGGGAACACGCCGGCUCACUUGGCGGCCACGGAGGGCCAUCUCUUUUGCAUUAAAUUCCUGGUUUCAAAGGGACUAAGUUUGGCCCACACACUAGGGGCCAGAAACAACCAGGGAGAGACACCCAAAGCUCUGGCUCAGAGGUUCUGCAAGCAGGCUGUGCUCCAGUUCAUCGAUGCAGUUGAAAAUGAGCAGGAUGUUCCACUGGAACAGGAAGAUGUUGCAUUUCCAGCGCAUGUGGCAGCUUCACAAGGGGACCUGGACUCCCUCCGGAAACUGGUGGAAUGUGGGGUCAUCAACAUCAACGAGAGAGAUAGCAAGGGGUCCACUCCCAUGCAUAAAGCCGCUGGACAAGGUCACCUGAACUGCUUGCAGUGGCUUUUGGAGAUGGGUGCAGAUCACAAAAUCAGAGACAGCGCAGGGGAGACACCAAAGGACACAGCGAAGAGGUAUGCUCAGCUGGCUGCUGUGAAGGUGCUGGGAGGAGGGGGAUUGGAGGACGAUUCAGACGAAGAGGCGGAAACAGUUAGCCCCACCUUCUCCAAUAAACACGGCGUGGAGGGGAGCACAGACAGCUCUGAGGACGUGAAUUUGAGUGCCACCCAGAGAAAGGAAGGAAGAAUGAGAGCAUACCAAAAAAUCGAGGAACUCGAGCACCUGCUGGAGAUCGCGAGAAGUAACUACAGGCAGCUGGGAGGUCUACUGGAGGAAGAUAGAAACAGACGGAAAGAAGCGAAAGAGACCGAAAGAGCCAUGCAGGAGCUGGAGGCACAGCUGGAGUUUGAGAGAGUGCGCAGGGAGAAAUUGGAAUCACAGCUGGACGACUGCAGGGAAGAAAUUAGGCGUCUAAACCAGUGUCUAAAAGACCUGAACAAUACUACAGAAGACAUUUCUCAGAGUCCCCAGGUCAAAGAGAAAAAGAAACAGAAGAAAAAUAGAAGGACUGAUGCUGGUGGAGUGUUUGUGAGAAGAAUCCCAGAAAAGUAA
This is a messenger RNA of Megalops cyprinoides (Indo-Pacific tarpon), 1570 nucleotides long. RefSeq names its product ankyrin repeat domain-containing protein 42-like. Bases 53 to 1570 code for a protein of 505 amino acids. Gene Ontology annotation, molecular function: protein binding. NCBI's taxonomy places the organism in Eukaryota, Metazoa, Chordata, Actinopteri, Elopiformes, Megalopidae. The transcript is spliced from 12 exons. The record is from RefSeq and is a predicted model, not a curated record.